This is a messenger RNA of Diutina rugosa, 366 nucleotides long. RefSeq lists its product as uncharacterized. Bases 1 to 366 code for a protein of 121 amino acids. Lineage: Eukaryota; Fungi; Ascomycota; Pichiomycetes; Serinales; Debaryomycetaceae. The transcript has a single exon. The record is from RefSeq and is a predicted model, not a curated record.
AUGGAAGAGUCCUAUGUGGUGGUCCAUUCCCCUGGUCUCGAAGAAUCGGAUACCAUUAAGCUGGAGUCGUCAACGAGAGAGACACUCAAACCAGAGGAACCUGUGGGGUCUGCUGAAUCAGAGCAAUUGGUCAAAGUCAACGCUGAGCUACCCACACCGCUAUCCAAUGGACAAACGAUAACUACGGUCGACAAGGAUGUCACCAAGCCACAAAGUACCGUGAGUGUACCAUCCCCAGCUUUACUGCCAUCGGUGACAACGGCUCUACGAUCCAUUGACGCGGCGUUGAUGCUUGUCGCUACUGCCAUUGCUGUGUACUCGGUCAAGCUUGGCCUUGAGAACUUAGGUAAUCUUGUGUGGCUCUAG